Messenger RNA from Tribolium castaneum (red flour beetle), 1555 nucleotides. RefSeq names its product mitochondrial dicarboxylate carrier. The record is from RefSeq and is a predicted model, not a curated record. NCBI's taxonomy places the organism in Eukaryota, Metazoa, Arthropoda, Insecta, Coleoptera, Tenebrionidae. Gene Ontology annotation, biological process: succinate transmembrane transport; oxaloacetate transport; malate transmembrane transport. The transcript is spliced from 4 exons. Gene Ontology annotation, molecular function: malate transmembrane transporter activity; antiporter activity; sulfate transmembrane transporter activity. Bases 43 to 906 code for a protein of 287 amino acids.
UUAAAGCAACCGCUAGUCAAAAUGACGUUUUAUCGCCGCUAAAUGAGCACUUCUGACAGAGUCCCACGAUGGUACUUCGGCGGACUUGCCUCGGCAAUGGCGACAUUUUUCACCCACCCGUUGGAUUUAAUCAAAGUGCAUUUGCAAACCCAUGCUGGUAAAAAAAUAUCGAUAAUACACCUCACCACAGACAUUGUGAAAAAAAAUGGCUUUCUAAGUCUCUACAACGGUCUCUCGGCUUCACUGUGCCGCCAGCUCACUUACUCUGUCAUCAGAUUCGGUAUUUACGACACUGCGAAACUCUACAUGGAAAAAGACAGCAGUCUCACGAGCCGUAUUUUUGUGGCGUUUUUUGCAGGAAGUUUCGGCGGUUUUGUGGGGACGCCCCCUGAUAAAGUCAACGUUCGGAUGCAAAACGACGUAAAACUACCCCCGGAAAAAAGAUUCAAUUACAAGCACGCCUUUGACGGCCUUUGGCACGUUUAUCAAAGCGAAGGCUUUGCGAAACUUUUCACAGGGGGUGGAACUGCGUCGUUUCGAGCCGGGGUCAUGGGGGUGGGACAGUUAACUUCAUACGACCAAAUCAAAAGAGUUCUUUUAAGAACGAGCUACUUUGAAGAUGAUUUAGUUACGCAUUUUACGUCCAGUAUGGGUGCUGCCGUGAUUGCCACGACCAUAACUCAGCCUUUAGACGUGAUAAAGACACGAGUAAUGAACGCAAAGCCUGGCGAAUUUAGGAAUAUUUUGGACGUUGUGUUGUUUACGGCAAAGGAGGGGCCCUUGGGCUUUUUCAAGGGUUACGUCCCUGCGUUUUUAAGGAUAGGACCGCACACGAUCAUAACUUUUAUUUUUUAUGAGCGCUUGAGGAUGUAUUUUGGGUACAUUCCGGAACCGAAAGUGAAAUAAAAAAGUACUUUUUCUUCGAUUUAUUACAACAUAAAGAUAUACAUUUUCAACACAAAAUAAAAAUUUGUACUGGAAUAUUAAAAACGUUAAAAACCUUAAGUAUCACGGCAAGAAACUGGGAGUAAAUGCUUAAUUAGGUAAAUGCAUUUGUUUCUAACUUCUACUCGGAUUAAUAAGUACAGGACAUUUAUUGACCAAAGUCACUUUCAUAACGCAAGGGUGCUGCUCCCAAGGCUCACCAUCGAUCUGAACGGGCGAUUUGGACUUAAGUCGUACCUCAACUGUUUUUGCUUGACCUAGUUUUAGUGGAGUGGAAAGACCAACUUGUAGUUGUGCAAUAUGAAAGGAAGAGUAAAUUCCCAAAACUUCCAAAAUACCAUCGUGGUAUGACUGUGCCGGCUUUGUGUUAUUCCCCAAAAGACCUGAAACAACUUUGGGCACAAAACACUAAAUUGAUGCGAUUUUACCCCAUAAAUUGACCCCCGCCCCCCAUGAUGGGAUGUUUAAAAUAACAAUCGACUCCAGUUCGGGCAAAUCGACUUGUUUCCCGUCCAAAUACAAGUCGAUUUUUUGCUCCAAGUUUUUACAAUCUGACGUAACCACUUGUUGCGUCCCGAAACAUAAAUAAAGUAUCUACAAUUCAGUGUCU